Cylicostephanus goldi is the source of this 306-nucleotide messenger RNA. The record is from the annotation of a GenBank genome assembly. NCBI's taxonomy places the organism in Eukaryota, Metazoa, Nematoda, Chromadorea, Rhabditida, Strongylidae.
AUGAGAACUCCCUUCAGGGGACCAGACGGCCAAUGCCAAUUCUGCGUGCGUUUCUUGGCUGGAGGCCAAGAAUUCUGGGAUAACAACGGUGGUGACAACUAUCGCGUAAAUAUGGUGCAAGAAUCGUCUGCACCCGCUCAAGCCGCCCAAACCCUAGAAUCACCACCUGUGAAGCCGGCGCAUCACUCAAUCACAUCAUCAUCGUCGUUCUUCACACCCCGUCGUCUUCGUCGUUGGGGACGAGCUCAAGAGGAAUCUGAUGAUGAGAGCUCACGCAUCUACAUUCCUCGUCGAAAAGUACUGUAG